This is a messenger RNA of Acanthamoeba castellanii str. Neff, 2811 nucleotides long. RefSeq names its product RhoGEF domain containing protein. Lineage: Eukaryota; Discosea; Longamoebia; Acanthamoebidae. The coding region runs from base 1 to 2811 and encodes 936 amino acids. Gene Ontology annotation, molecular function: guanyl-nucleotide exchange factor activity; protein binding. The transcript has 18 exons. The record is from RefSeq and is a predicted model, not a curated record.
AUGGAGCCGAAGAAGAAAAAGAAGGUAAAGGAGGGAAGCGAGGCGGACUUGCCAAUGUGCCUGUGCCGUGGCCUCUACGCAUUCGCAGGAGAGAGGGAGGGCGACCUGUCCUUCAAUGCGGGUGAAGUUAUUCAAGUCAUUCAAAAGAAUCCGCGUUGGUGGGCCGGCGUCACGCAAGAUGGCCGAACUGGCGUCUUCCCCAGCAACUACGUCGAAGAGAUUGAAGACGAGGAAGAGGAGGGCCAGCAGACGACUCACAAGGAGAAGAAGAGCCGAAGCAGUUGGCUGAAGCGCCUGCCGGGUCGCUCGUCCCACUCGGUCUCGUCGUCAUCGUCCUCGGUCGAGAUCUCUGGGCCGCUCCCCUCGCCACACUCGGCGCCCGCCGGCAGCAGCACCAGCAGCACCAGCAGCACCACGCCCUCGCCGCGCCAGCCAUCGCCGCGUGGCCACAGCGGCAGCGGCGGCUCGGCCACGCUUCUGCCCAGCGGCGGCCGCGUGAGCAACCUGCCAUUCGGCGACGACGUGCGCCGGGAGCUCGAGGCCAAGACCACCGGCCAUCACCAUUCCGAUCAUUCCUCCUCCCCGACCGCCGCGCCGACCACCACCACCGCCAGUGGCGCGAGCGGAUCGCUGGACGAGAUCGAGGCGCGGCUGAACCGACUCAAGUUCGGCGGCAGCGAUGGCGGCGGUGGCGGCGGCGGCAGGCGGGACGGGUCCAAGUCGUACCGGGUGUCGCAGCUGUUGGCGUGGGAGGAGGUCAACGGGCACAUCGUGACGAGCACGGGCCGGUCGCAGUCGGACCCGUCGCCGCCGCCCACGCACAGGCCCAAGGCCAAGAAGUACUUUGAGGAGGUGGCCCAGCUCCAGAGGGUGCGCGACAACUACGUCCGGCACGCCCUGCCGCUCCUGGAAGCCAAGACCAAGGAGUUCGAGCAGAUGAGUGAAGACUAUCUCCAGAAGCUGAGGGUUUCCGCCGAAGAGAGCGGAGUGGCGUCCGACAUAGUACAGAAGCUCAUCGAUGCGGAGCGCGAUCGGGUGAAGCUCGUGUCGUGGUCGCUCUUCCACCCGGAGGCCCUCGACAUGCACCCGCUCGAGAGCGACAUCAGCGAGCGCACCCAAGUGCUCGAGACCGAACAAUGCAUCAUCACCGCGCAGUCGUUCGUGCGUCGGUGGCUGGUGCGACGGCGCCACCGCGACGACCUAAAACUCAGGCGACAAAGGAGGCGGUGCGCGAUGGAGAUCGUCAAGACCGAGCGGAGCUACGUGGCCAACCUCCGGAUCGUGGUUCAGGCGGGGCUCCUGGCGAACGACGACAAGGCCAAGCUGUUCUCCAACGUGGAGCUCAUUUUGGGGGUCAACGAGACCAUCCUCAAGCAGCUCGAGGAGCGCGCCAAGGACUGGUCCUUCGAGACCUGUCUCGGCGAUGUCUUCCUCGCCCUGUCGCCCUUCCUGCGGAUGUACACGACGUACAUCAACAACUACACCCAGGCCGUCGACACCUUUCAGCGCCUGCAGCAGCAGCCCAACUUUGCGCAGAUGGUCGAGAAAUGCAGGGACCAUCCCGAGGGCAUCAAGCUGUCGUUCCAGGACUACCAGAUCAUGCCCGUGCAGCGCAUACCCCGCUACGUACUUCUCGUUGAGGAGCUGCUCAAGUACACCCCCGAGGGGCACCCCGACCAGCCGCUGCUGGCCGACGCUCUGGCGCUGCUGCGGGAGGUGGCGAUCAAGAUCAACGAACACAGGCGGUGGACCGAAAACAUGCAAAAGCUGCUCGAGAUCCAACAGAGCAUCACCGGCUUCUCCGAGGCACGACACUACACGAUGCAGGAGUUGGUGCAGCCCUCGCGGAGGCUGGUCCACGAGGGGGAGGUGACGCGGGUCGUCCGGGGCGCGCAGGCGGCCUCCCCCAUGUGCUACCUCUUCCUCUUCAACGACAUCCUCGUCAUCACCGAACGAAGACGGUACAUGUUCGAGGAGAAGUACUACUACACGUUCAAGGAGCAGAUCUCGCUCAACAACAUGAACAGCGGCAAGCUCGAAGGCAGCGCCACGGGUUUCGUGCUGCGAACCAAGUACGGCGUUGUGGAGUCGUUCCUUGCCGCAAGCCCGCAGCAGCGCGACGACUGGCUCUCCACGGGUGGCGGCCCGGCCCCCGGCGCAGCUGCAGACGGCGGGACCGACAGCGAGACGCCCCGCAAGAACGACGGCCAACACGCCCUCAUCGCCGCCCUGUCGUCUCUCUCCGUGCCCACCACCGCUGGAAGACAACAGCCGCCGAUACCGGGCGCCGCUACGCCGACGACGCCCACUUCGCCGUCGAGCCAAAGCGCACCACCGCCGCUGGCUUCCGCGUCGCCGCUGGGCGAAGUUGUGAAUGUCCUCAGCGAAGCCCUCGCCCUCGAGCGCGACAUCUUCCAGCGACCCAUCGAGAUCCAGACCAUCAUGCCGGACUACUGCAGGUCGAUCCACCCGCAGCAGCUGCAGAUGCUGGGCGAUCGGCUGCGCCUCCUGCAUGCGAAGCUGAACGAGAUCCACUUCGCGCAGCAGAAGGUGAAGGCCCUCCUGCUCAAGGCCGAACCCAUCAAAGGCGUCCACAACCUCGACUCCCUCAUCAAGGACGGCCGCACGCCCAUCGGCGAUCUCAAGGCGUGGGUCCAGCAGUCGUUCCCGCCGACCAAUCCGGGCUAUGCGGGGUACCCCCCGCAGCCGGGGCUCCAGCCAGCGCGGACCCUCAUGACGGGCCUCCUCAAGUGGUACCUCUCCCUGUCCGACUCCUGGCAGGCCCUCCUCGCCCAGCCCGGCCCGACCUAG